Terrapene triunguis (Three-toed box turtle) is the source of this 1377-nucleotide messenger RNA. RefSeq names its product nuclear receptor subfamily 0 group B member 1. The transcript has 2 exons. The coding region runs from base 155 to 955 and encodes 266 amino acids. Gene Ontology annotation, molecular function: transcription corepressor activity; transcription factor binding. The record is from RefSeq and is a predicted model, not a curated record. Gene Ontology annotation, biological process: negative regulation of transcription by RNA polymerase II. Gene Ontology annotation, cellular component: cytoplasm; nucleus. Lineage: Eukaryota; Metazoa; Chordata; Testudines; Emydidae.
UCAGCCAGUAAUGAGCGUCUGCCCCCUGGCACGGCUGAGCCACAGCGCGGCUGCACACACGCGCACACGGUAUAAAUAAGUUAAGGGACAAGCAGCGGGAGCUCCCCGUCUGGCUCAGCCCAGCAGGCAGGAGGGGAACCUCCCCCCCGGCGCCAUGGCGUGCGUGGCCGGCUGCCGCUGCUGCACGGAGCGCCGGAGGCACAGCAGCAUCCUCUACAGCAUCCUGAAGAGCGAGGAGCAGAAGGAGGCAGCGCGGCAGCCGCCGCAGGAGCCUCCGGGGCCGGGCUGCUCGUGCGGCUCGCGGCGGCGCGUGGCCCUGCGCAGCCCGCAGGUGGCGGGCAAGGCGGCCUCGGCCGUGCUGGUGAAGACCCUGCGCUUCGUCAAGAGCGUGCCCUGCUUCCAGGAGCUGCCGCUGGACGAGCAGCUGGUGCUGGUGCGCAGCUGCUGGGCUCCCCUGCUGGUGCUGGGGCUGGCCCAGGAGCGGGUGCACUUCGAGACGGUGGAGACCGCGGAGCCCAGCAUGCUGCAGCGGAUAUUAACCGACCGGCGGCAGGAGCAGCAAGGGCAGCAGCACCCCCAGAGCAGCAGCCCGCAGCUGCCCUCGGCCGGCGAGAUCCAGGCCAUCAAAGGCUUCCUGGCCAAGUGCUGGAGCCUGGACAUCAGCACCAAGGAGUACGCCUACCUCAAGGGGACUGUGCUCUUCAACCCGGAUCUGCCAGGGCUGCAGUGUGUACAGUAUAUCCAGGGACUGCAGCGGGAAGCACAGCAAGCUCUAAAUGAACACGUCAGACUGAUUCAUCGAGGGGACCAGGCCAGAUUUGCCAAGCUGAAUGUUGUUCUUUCCUUGCUGAGAUCCAUUAAUGCUAAUGUAAUUGCUGAACUAUUCUUUAGGCCCAUCAUUGGAACGGUGAACAUGGAUGACAUGCUGCUGGAGAUGCUUUGUGCAAAGUUAUAAAGGCAUGUAUACAAAUAAAUCCAUUACUAAGGAAUUCCUAGAGCAGAAUAGUGUAAAGUACUGUAAAUAAACUAACUUAUUCUUUUUACAUAGAUAGUAUUUUUGUAUUCAGUAAUAAAAUAUUCAAGUUCUGACAUUUCAUUUUUAUUAAACUUAUUGUUUUCAGAAUAGGAUGUACAGCCAUGAAAAUAGAUGCCUUUUAAACCAUUAAUGAAGAGGUUUUAGUUUCCAAAGUGAGAUGAAUAUUCUCUGUCUUUGAAUAAAGGUCACACUGAUCUGUGUUAUGUUUUCAAAAUGAGCAACCCCCACUUUUCCCCAAAGCAUUGUUGUUUUACAUUGUAACACAUUUAUUUGGAAAGCCAAAAAUAGGAUAAAAGAGCCAAAUUACUUUGCACAUUUCAGUUCCAUUAAAUAAGAUACCU